Capra hircus (goat) is the source of this 860-nucleotide messenger RNA. RefSeq names its product fatty acid binding protein 3 (gene FABP3). The transcript is spliced from 5 exons. NCBI's taxonomy places the organism in Eukaryota, Metazoa, Chordata, Mammalia, Artiodactyla, Bovidae. The record is from RefSeq and is a predicted model, not a curated record. Gene Ontology annotation, biological process: fatty acid transport. Gene Ontology annotation, molecular function: fatty acid binding. Gene Ontology annotation, cellular component: cytosol; nucleus. The coding region runs from base 195 to 596 and encodes 133 amino acids.
GCCUGUGGAAGGCUGCCUGCCGGUGGAAGGUCAGAGAAAGGACGACAGCUGGGGGCCAGCGGCAGUCAGGCAGAACGGAGCUGUCCUUGAGCCUUGAAGAGCCGGCUGAAAGGACGGCAUUUCGGAAGGAGAGUGAGGAGGCAACGGCCGACAGGAGCAAAGGCUCGGAGCUGUGCGCACAGCCCAGCUUCACCAUGGUGGACGCCUUCGUGGGUACCUGGAAGUUAGUGGACAGCAAGAAUUUCGAUGACUACAUGAAGUCACUCGGUGUCGGUUUUGCUACCAGGCAGGUGGCCAAUAUGACCAAACCUACCACAAUCAUUGAAGUGAAUGGGGACACAGUCAUCAUAAAAACACAAAGCACCUUCAAGAACACAGAGAUCAGCUUCAAGCUGGGAGUCGAGUUCGAUGAGACCACGGCAGAUGACAGGAAGGUCAAGUCCAUCGUGACACUGGAUGGCGGCAAACUUGUCCACGUGCAAAAGUGGAAUGGACAAGAGACAUCACUUGUGCGGGAAAUAGUUGACGGGAAACUCAUUCUGACACUCACCCAUGGCAGUGCGGUCUGCACUCGUACUUACGAGAAAGAGGCAUGACCUGCCCUCUCCUUCCACUGACUGCUCUUCUGCCAGUUGGCUACUCCUGGACUCGGCACCAGAUUGCCUCAUUUUUCUCCUCUGGCAUUUUGUAUAAAUCUACCUUGACUGGGGAAAUUCUCCUGGGGUCAGGUGGCACCAGCCUGGAUCCAGUUCCGUUCUCAUUGUGUCUGUUUGUUUUUUUAACUGCAUCCAAAGGGUGCUCUGAGGUCAAUAAAGCAAAGCCAAGGCCACCCAGUUGCCUUUCUGCCUUUGGUGACAUGA